Molecule: messenger RNA, 1818 nt
Organism: Exophiala mesophila
Lineage: Eukaryota; Fungi; Ascomycota; Eurotiomycetes; Chaetothyriales; Herpotrichiellaceae
Exons: 3
Coding region: 1-1818 (605 amino acids)
Biological process (GO): proteolysis
Cellular component (GO): fungal-type vacuole
Molecular function (GO): serine-type carboxypeptidase activity
Source: RefSeq, a predicted model, not a curated record
AUGGCACUCGCUCUGCUCAAUGCUCUUUGCUUUCUGAGCAGCGCACAAGUCGCCUUCUCCCAAUUUGUUUCACCGCCGUCCAACCUCACGACCAAAGUCGGGAACGCUAACAUAACCGUUCGCUACAAGGAAGUGCCUCCCGGCAUCUGCGAACAAGAUCCGGAUGUCAAGAGCUACGCGGGCUACGCCGAUGUGGCCCCUGGCGAGCAUAUCUUCUGGUGGUUCUUUGAGUCACGAAAUAUCGAGCCCGAAGAUGCUCCUCUCACCAUUUGGAUCAACGGUGGCCCCGGUUCUUCGAGUAUGAUCGGCCUGUUCCAAGAGUUGGGUCCUUGCACCAUCAGUCCUGAUGGUGAGCCAUUGGACAAUCCCUACUCGUGGAGCAACGUCACCAACAUCAUCUUUAUUGACCAGCCUACUCAGGUUGGUUUCAGCUAUUCUGAGGCCGUCCCUGCUUAUACAGACCCCAAUUCGGGAUACCUGGUCCAACUACCGAAUGAUACCUGCCCAGAAUUCGCCUUGGAUUGGGACUGUGGGACCUUUUCGUAUUGGAACCAGUCUUUGACUGCCAACAGCACUCCCGCUGCAGCGCCAAACAUGUGGAAGGCAUUGCAAGGCUUUAUCGGUGCAUUCCCUCAAUAUGCAAGAGAAGGUGUAUAUUUCACCACUGAGAGUUACGGUGGGCACUGGGCGCCGCUCAUCAGCGAAUACUUCCUCGAGCAAAAUGCAAAGAAUAUCACUGGAGCACCGCCGAUUAAUCUCGAAGGGGUGCUGAUAGGAAACGGCUGGUAUGAUCCUCUGAUUCAAUAUGAAGCAUUCUACAACUUCAGCGUAUUUCCGGGAAACACGUAUGACUAUGACCCGCUAAACCAGACUGUCAAAGAUCAGUGGUAUCUCAACCUGUAUGGAAAAGGUAAUUGUUAUGACCAAACACUUGACUGCAACACUCGGAAAAUCAACUCCAUCUGCGCGACGGCCGACGAUUUCUGCUAUGAGCAGGUCGAAAAGAUAUAUGAUAUCUACUUGGAGCGAGACGAGUACGAUUUUCGCUAUCUUACGCCGAACCCAUUCCCUCCCAUCUAUUACGUCGACUACCUCAAUACGCCCGAGGUGCAAGAAGCCAUUGGAGCCUAUGUCAACUUUACCGAGGGCAACGAUGCUGUGUGGGCAGCCUUUGUGUCUACGGGGGACGACGAUCGAGAACUUGGACUGACGGAGUCGACGAAAAAGCUGCUGGAAUCGAACGUCUCAGUGACCAUGUACUACGGGGAUGCGGAUUAUAUCUGCAACUGGAUAGGCGGAGAAGUUGUAGCAGACCGCGUGCAAGCCAAAGGCUAUGACAAUGCUGGAUUCGUCAACAUCACCUCGUCCGACGGCGUCGUGCACGGCCAAGUCAAGCAGAGCGGUCUCUUCUCCUUUGUCCGCAUUUACGAGUCUGGCCAUCUGGUGCCCUUCUUUCAACCGCUCGUCUCCUUGGAAAUGCUCGACCGUGCUAUCAAUGGCCUUGACAUUGCCACUGGCACCGUCGACAUCGGCCUCACUCCAGGAUACUUGACUAAUGGAACCAAAUUCAGUACCUAUCGCGAGGGCAAUGCUACCGUCCAGUUCGAGGUGACGCCCGAGGACGCGAUCUACAACAUCACCACCAAUAUGCCGCAGAAUGCAACCGACGACACUGAAGGGAGCAAGAGCAAAAGGAAGAACAGAAGAGACAACUUCGGGAGAUCAUCAAACAUGAGCAGGAGGGAGCCGUAUCGCUCCGGCGCAAAACUGAAGAGAGCUCUGCGGAAUCGACAGGUGGACUUGAGACGGUGGUUGUAA